Molecule: messenger RNA, 2040 nt
Organism: Perca flavescens (yellow perch)
Lineage: Eukaryota; Metazoa; Chordata; Actinopteri; Perciformes; Percidae
Gene: capn5b
Product: calpain 5b
Exons: 13
Coding region: 79-2001 (640 amino acids)
Biological process (GO): proteolysis
Cellular component (GO): cytoplasm
Molecular function (GO): calcium-dependent cysteine-type endopeptidase activity
Source: RefSeq, a predicted model, not a curated record
GGACCGGCUGGACCCCCGGAGGAGGACCCGAAAGUGAACCACGUUGCCACGGGAGAGGCCUCACUUCAGGGCUGCAGUAUGUUCACUACAGUGAAGGCCUUCGAGGGGCAGCAGUACUCCACCCUAAAGAGGCAGUGCUUGCAGAGUGGCCUGCUCUUUGAGGACCCCCGCUUCCCUACCUUUGACAACUCGCUCUUUUACCAGGGCAACAGGAUCGGACGUGUGGUCUGGAAGAGGCCUCGGGAGCUGUGUGAGGACCCUCACCUGUUUGUAGAUGGCAUCAGCGCACACGAUUUACAUCAGGGACAGCUGGGUAACUGCUGGUUUGUUGCGGCAUGCUCGAGCCUGGCCUCCAGAGAGUCUCUGUGGCAAAAAGUUAUUCCCGACUGGAAGGAGCAGGAGUGGGAUACAGAGAAGCCAGAAUCGUAUGCUGGGAUUUUCCACUUCCGCUUCUGGCGCUUUGGUGAGUGGGUGGAUGUGGUGAUUGAUGACCGGCUACCGACGGUGGACAACCAGCUGGUCUACUGCCACUCCAACGACAGCAACGAGUUCUGGAGUGCCCUGGUGGAGAAGGCCUAUGCCAAGGUUUAUGGCUGCUACGAGGCUUUGGAUGGGGGAAACACGGCUGAUGCAUUGGUAGAUUUCACGGGUGGUGUGUCAGAGCCUGUGGACCUGCUGGAGGGUCAGAUGGCAACGGACGAAGUGGCCCGAAACCAGCUGUUUGAAAGAGUUCUCAAAGUCCACAACAGAGACGGUCUUAUCAGCUGCUCCAUCAGGGCAACCACAAUAGAGGACAUGGAGGCACGGCUGGACUGUGGCCUGGUCAAAGGCCACGCCUACGCCGUGACAGAUGUACGGAAAGUGCGGCUAGGUCACGGACUGCUGGCCUUCUUCAAAUCAGAGAAGCUGCAGAUGAUCCGCAUGAGGAACCCCUGGGGAGAAAAGGAGUGGAGCGGCCCCUGGAGCGACAGUUCGGAGGAGUGGAACAAGGUGAGCAAGAGCGAGAGAGAAAAGCUGGGUGUCACCGUGCAGGACGAUGGCGAGUUCUGGAUGACGUUUGACGACUUCUGCCAGUACUUCACUGACCUGAUCCUGUGCCGCCUCAUCAACACCUCCUACCUGAGCAUCCACAAAACCUGGGAGGAGGAGGUGAUGAGGGGCUCCUGGGUCCACCGCAAUGACCCCCUUCGCAACCGGUCCGGAGGCUGCAUCAACCACAAGGCUACCUUCCUCCAGAACCCUCAGUACGUGUUUGAUGUGAAGAAGGUGGAGGACGAGGUGCUGAUCUGCUUGCAGCAAAAAGAAAAGAGAGCCACACCCAAAGACGGAAAAGGGGAAAACCUCGCCAUAGGCUUUGAUAUUCACCGGGUGGAGCUAAAUCGUAAGUACCGUAUGCACUCAGCCCAGCAGAAAGUAGCGGGAUCCAUCUACAUCAACUCGCGCUGCGUCUUCCUCAGGAAGGAGUUGCAGGAGGGCCGUUACGUUAUCAUUCCCACAACCUUUGACCCCAGGCAGCAGGGCGACUUCCUGCUUCGUGUCUUCACCGAUGUGCCUUCAGACUGCAAAGAGCUGACUCUGGACGAGCCUCCUCAGACAUGUUGGACGGGGAUGUGUGGCUACCCUCAGCUGGUCACUCAGGUCCAUGUACUAAAUGCUGAUGGUCUGCAGGGACAGGAAUCCAAUGGAGAUCCGUACGUGAUCAUCACCUGUGAAGGAGAGAAGGUCCGUUCACCAGUUUAUAAGGACACACGGUGCCCAAACUUUGACAUCAAAGGCCUGUUCUACCGCAAGAAACCCAAGGAGGGCAUCCACAUCGAGAUCUACAACAAGAACAUAAUUGUGGACACCUUCCUGGGUCAAGUGAUUCUGUUCAGUGAUCCCAACGAGCGCCAGGAGCAGCACACGCUUCACCUCCGCGACAAGGGCAACCGCCAGGACAGUGACCUCCCGGGCACGCUCACUGUGCGCCUCAUCACCUCGACCACGCUCACUAACAUCUGAUCUGAUCCUUUAUAUAUUUAUGAAGAGUAACACUCAAGG